Molecule: messenger RNA, 2386 nt
Organism: Amaranthus tricolor (Joseph's coat)
Lineage: Eukaryota; Viridiplantae; Streptophyta; Magnoliopsida; Caryophyllales; Amaranthaceae
Product: sodium/hydrogen exchanger 1-like
Exons: 14
Coding region: 155-1762 (535 amino acids)
Biological process (GO): proton transmembrane transport; sodium ion transport; regulation of pH
Cellular component (GO): membrane
Molecular function (GO): sodium:proton antiporter activity
Source: RefSeq, a predicted model, not a curated record
CAUAACAAGAUUCCUCUUGUAAUAAUCUCAUUAAUUCUAAGUCCUAGGAACAGUUCUUCUACCAACCCUUUUUAGUUGUCCACUUCCUACACCUACUAGUCCACUACCCUUAAACAGUUGACCGUUAUUACAAUUAUAAACUUCAACACUAAAAAUGGUGGUUCAUCAUAUUCUACACUAUGUUCAACCCACUUCUCAUCAUACACCAGUUGUGUCUAUGAACUUGUUUGUUGCUCUUUUAUGUGCUUGUAUUGUCAUUGGUCAUUUGCUUGAAGAGAAUCGUUGGAUCAAUGACUCCAUUACUGCUUUGCUCAUUGGAUUGUGUACAGGAGUCGUCAUCUUGUUAACAUCAGGAGGGAAAAAUUCUCACAUUUUGGUCUUCAGUGAGGAUCUGUUCUUCAUUUAUCUUUUGCCCCCUAUCAUUUUCAAUGCUGGAUUUCAGGUCAAAAAGAAGCAAUUUUUUCGGAACUUCAUUACUAUAAUGCUAUUUGGUGCAGUAGGAACACUAAUCUCAUUUGGUAUAAUAUCCUUUGGUGCUAUGCAUAUAUUCAGCAAUUUCAACAUAAAUUCCCUUACAUUGGCUGAUUAUUUUGCCAUUGGAGCAAUCUUUUCUGCCACGGAUUCUGUCUGCACGUUACAGGUGCUUAAUCAAGAGGAAACACCUUUGCUAUAUAGCUUAGUUUUCGGGGAAGGUGUUGUAAAUGAUGCAACUUCAAUUGUGCUAUUCCAUGCUAUUCAAAAAUUUGAUCUUUCUCACAUUAGUUCAAACAUUUGUUGGCAAUUUGUUGGAAAUUUCUUGUACUUGUUCAUCACGAGCACCAUUCUCGGAGUUCUGACAGGAUUGCUCAGUGCAUACAUUAUCAAGACACUCUAUUUUGGCAGGCACUCAACUGAUCGCGAGGUCGCUCUAAUGAUCCUCAUGGCAUAUUUCUCGUAUAUGCUGGCUGAAUUGUUCAACCUAAGUGCGAUUCUCACUGUGUUCUUCUGCGGAAUAGUUAUGUCGCAUUAUACAUGGCAUAAUGUGACCGAGAGUUCACGAGUGACUACCAAACAUGCUUUCGCCACUUUAUCAUUUGUUGCCGAAAUCUUUAUCUUUCUUUAUGUUGGUAUGGACGCUUUGGACAUCGAGAAAUGGCGCGUGGUCAGCGAUAGCCCUGGCACAUCAGUCGGUGUGAGUUCACUAUUAUUGGCACUGGUUCUGCUUGGUAGAGCUGCAUUCGUCUUCCCCUUGUCGUUCCUGUCCAACCUAACCAAAAGGUCCCCGAAUGAGAAAAUCAACCUAAAACAGCAGGUUACGGUUUGGUGGGCUGGUCUCAUGCGAGGAGCUGUUUCGAUGGCACUUGCCUAUAAUCAGUUCACAAGAUCAGGCCAUACUCAGUUGCAUGAGCAUGCUAUGAUGAUAACUAGUACCAUCACAAUUGUUCUUUUCAGUACAGUGGUGUUUGGCCUAAUGACAAAACCUCUUGUAAGAAAAUUGCUUCCUUCACCGAGAAUCAAUAUUGAUGAAUCCGAUCCGUCAUCGUCUAAAUCAUUAACGGUGCCUCUCCUAGAGGAUGGAGAUUAUUGUGAAGCCUUAUCAAGUAGUCAAAUGCUGAACACUCCAACCAGUUUUAGGAUGUUUUUUGCUACACCUAUUCCUACGGUUCAUCAUUAUUGGCGGAAGUUCGAUGAUUCUUUCAUGAGACCGGUUUUUGGAGGAAGAGGAUUUGUGCCCUUGAUUCCCGGUUCACCUACUGAUGGAAGUCUUCAACAAUGGAAGUGAACGAAAAAACCGAAAGUAGACUACUUCAGUAAUAGGUUCUCACAACAUACUUGUUGAACGGAGCUUGGUUUUAUAGCAAGGUGGUGGAGGAUGGCUUUUUUUUUUUCACCAUGAGGUAGCUCUAAGGUAACUGUUAGCUAUUUAAGUAUCGGUGAUUUGACGGGCAAGGGUUUCCAUUGCCAUCUGAAAUGGUUAAAGAAUCACGCGACCGCUUGGUUUGAAGUUGUGAAAGGUUUCGAGCUAGCACUAGCAGCUAAAUGGAUUGCUGUUGUGAUGGUGAACGUGAUCAAACACUAUCUAUUCGAUUGAUCGAUCUUGACGGUGCAGGAUCAUUCGGUCUAUUUGGAGCUCAUAUAGGGCUCUCAAGUUCAGCAAAAUCUUGGGUGGAUUUCUUCAUCAUAGUAACAUCAUUAUUUGUUGAUAGGAAAGUAUAUGCCCAUCUUAUGACAUGGUGAACUGCAGAGUGUAGAGAUAAGCAGGGAUUAGCCUUGAAUAGCACAUAAGAUCUGAUUAAAUGGAAUAUCAACAGUCAAAUGGUCAUACAUAAUUAGACUUGUAUCACUCUGCCUCUUUGAAUUUACAACAUCUCGAAAAUUAAAGUAAAAGUUUAAUGUAGUUCUUGUC